Camellia sinensis is the source of this 867-nucleotide messenger RNA. RefSeq lists its product as uncharacterized. NCBI's taxonomy places the organism in Eukaryota, Viridiplantae, Streptophyta, Magnoliopsida, Ericales, Theaceae. The record is from RefSeq and is a predicted model, not a curated record.
AUGGGACCUCCCGAUACAAGGAGAAGGAACAAACGGUGCGAGUACCACAAGGACCAUGGUCAUGACACCGCCAAUUGUUAUGCAUUAAAGAACCACCUAGAGGAGCUGGUACAAGACGGCCGGCUGGCGCAACACGUCCAAAAGAAUAAUCCAUCGAACACGGUAGCCCUACGGCCGGAUUCACCUCCACUUGGUGUAAUUCACAUGAUAUACAACCUUCCGUCGUCAGCCAAGGUACAUACAAUUCAGUUGCAACCUAGCCUACAUAAGCCAAUCACACCAGCAAAACGGCGCCAUGAAACUAGGAGGAUUAGUUUCAAUGUCACCGACUUAGUUGGAGUAACUCUCCCCCACACCAAUCCCCUCGUCAUCGAGCUAUGCGUAAACAGAUUCACCAUUGAACUUGUUCUCAUUGAUCAGGGAAUCACUUCGAAAAUCAUGUAUUACAAAACGUUUGUUAAACUUGGCUUCACUAACUUGGAUUUGUCGCCGACCGACUACCCAUUAUUCAGCUUUAACGCUAGCCCCAAGUAUCCUUUGGGCAAUAUCACACUACCAGUUCGGGUGGGCACCAGAUCAGUAGAUGUAGAAUUUAUGGUUGUCAAACUUCCGUCACCAUACGAUCUCAUCAUGGGAAAAAUUUGGUUGCAUACCAUGCAAGCUGUGCUAAGCACCUACCAUCAAUUACUUCUUUUUCCGACUGACUAUGGCAUUGAACAAAUUCGGGGUUCUCAAAAAUUGGCACAAGCAUGCUACCUUGUUGUUGCUGCAAAGAGACCAAAAGAACUGGAAGUGAAUUCGAUUGAAGUACCGAAUCGAGAGAGCUUCAAGAACAUUGGGAAGAUCCCCAGUGAAAAGGCAACUUAG